Notolabrus celidotus (New Zealand spotty) is the source of this 4674-nucleotide messenger RNA. It is a transcript of the gene wdr6, whose product is annotated as WD repeat domain 6. The transcript is spliced from 7 exons. Gene Ontology annotation, molecular function: protein binding. Gene Ontology annotation, cellular component: cytoplasm. The coding region runs from base 230 to 4345 and encodes 1371 amino acids. Gene Ontology annotation, biological process: tRNA methylation. The record is from RefSeq and is a predicted model, not a curated record. NCBI's taxonomy places the organism in Eukaryota, Metazoa, Chordata, Actinopteri, Labriformes, Labridae.
ACACACAUGGGCAGUACACUGCGGUUCAUGAAUGUAAAUAGAAACAUUUAUUGCAGACUCUGAAUACAUGUGUGUUUUUCUGUGUAGGCUUUUACAAGUCAGGCAUGUAGCUGCAUUGAUGGAUCUAGAAAAGAGAAUUUGCUUAUGUUUAUUCAUACAAUGACACGAGAGGUGCUCAAGCUGCACCAUAUGUAAUAUUUUGAAAUGAAAGUGUGUUAGUCGUUAGGAGAUGGAGACAACAGCCCUGGUAGCUCCAGUAACAGCUCUGGAGUUUCUUCAGGAUGAGUUUCUUCUGACAGGUGAGGGUCCAGUCUUGACGGUCUACAGUCUCCAGCCUCAUCCUAAAGCCUCUGCGUCACUAAGUGUGCUCCAACACUACCGAAUCCAUGGGAUCAGACCCAGACAUCCCACAGCUGUCCCAGCACAGAGCUCUACCACAGGAUCCUGUGAGAAGAGGAAUGAUGAGCUGACCUCCACCUCGGGGUCCUUCUUUUAUGACCUGGCCGUGUUUGGAGGCAAGGCUGUGAGGCUGGUGAGGCUUCAUGUGGAUUUUCAGACAAGGGAGCAUGUGCACUUGGAAGUUAUGGGUCCCCUCAUGGAGCUGCAAGACUGGGCUUUGGAUGUUCACUGGCUUCCAGGAGACAAGCACUUACUGCUCUGCGUGGCUGUAGCCCAUAACAGUGCUCUACUCCUGGACAUCAACACAAAAAAAGUCCUGGUUCAGCGGUCCUGUCUUGAGGGGUGUCUGCUGUACUCUGCCCUCCUUCUGGUUCAUGAAUCCUGGGCAGAUACAGUCUUAAUAGGAGGGACAGUUUUUAACCAGCUUGUUCUUUGGAAGCCUGGAGGAGGAGAUGAAAAGUCUGAGCACAAAGCUCCUGUUGAGAGACGUCUGCUGGGCCACAGCGGGGUCAUCUUCAGCAUCUCUUACCUCCAGGAGAAAGGGUGGCUGGCUUCAGCCUCUGAUGACCGCAGUGUGCGGCUGUGGGGUGUCGGUGCGUUAGGAGGACCAGGAGGGAAAUGUGGAGACUUGAACCCAACUUGUUUAAGAGUUCUAUAUGGACACCAGGCCAGGGUCUUCUCUGUACAUCUCUCAUCAGGGAAAGUAUUUAGUGCAGGGGAAGAUGGGGCCUGUUUAGUCUGGGACUGGGCCGGAGGAGGCAAAGUGAUCCGGACUUUAAAGGGACACAGAGCAGGAGGGGUUCGUGCACUUGCAGUCAGUGAGGGAACAGGAGAUGAAGAGAGAUGGGUCGCUACAGGGGGAGCGGAUGGAGGGGUGAGGUUGUGGAGGGUGGAAGGGAAUGGAGAGAAGAAGGAGACAACAGAAGAAGCAGUGACAGAGAAGCUGACUGAUCUGAAGUUCCCAGGUCAAGGUCUGCCUAAAGUUGUUUGUAUAGCAGGGGGAGAAAGUGAAAAUGCAGGCUGGACUCAGAGUAGAUUUGUGGUGUGCACUGAUCAAGGACUCGUUUACCAGUACAGCGCUGGGCAGUGGGAGAUAGUCUGGCAGGGGACCUCUGAGUUUCAGUCUUAUUGUGUGAUGGAAUCAACCACCAUCAGAGUGAAAGACUCGACAGCAAAAGUAAGUUUGUGUGCUGUGGGAAACCUCAGUGGGUCAAUACAGGUGUUCCCUAUGUCUCAACCUCAGAGUGGGAUUCUUCUCACUGGUGGAUCAGGGAAGAUCCACAGUCUCAUAUGGCAAGAAGCAAAAGAGAGUCUGUAUUUGCUCGCAUCCGGAGCCGAAGGACUCGUCUAUCGCUGGUGCAUAAAAGUAGAGAUGGAUGAAAGCUGUUCCAUCACUGUUGGUGUAAAUCCCCUCCCUCCUUUCUUUCUUCCUCCAUGUGCCAAACGCUGGCUGACAGCAGCUGUGCUCCUCCACUCCACAUCACAGGGGCUGCUGUGGGUUUGUGGGGACAGGAGAGGGUCUCUUCUUUUGUUUCAGGAAGAAGGAAAAUUCCAGCAAAAGUUUGGGGAUGACAAGAACAUGAAUGAGGGCUUGGUGGCAGACGGGACUCAGACUGUUAAAGAAGGGCGGGUAGCUGAGGGUAGAGACGGCACUGGAAUUGGAAGAGGAGAGCCAAAGAUUAAAGAACUGAAAGACCAAACACUUCAUUCACUGAGCUGCUUGUUUGGGGUGCAUGGAAAACAGGGAGUAACUUCAGUGUGUGAACACCAGGGACUGCUCUACAGCACUGGCAGGGAUGGUUGUGUGAGGGUCUUUAGAGUGUGUCCAACACCACGAGGAAAACCUGAAGAAAAGGUUCCAGAAAGUCUUCAGCUGGAGGUUCUCAGAGUUCAGCGAGCCUGCAAGGGAAUGGAGUGGCUGGAGAGGGUUUUGUUUCUUGAAACUGGCAUUCCAGUGGAAGACAAAGAGGAGGAGGAGCUCAGAGGGGAAUUUGAGAACCACUAUAGGACAAAAAGUCCAAAUGUGAAAGAAGGUUUAGUGGAAGGGAGCUUUGAAAGAGAAGAAGAAAAGACAGAAAACAAGGGAAGAGAAGCCAGGUUUGUCAUCCUGGGCUUUCAUGCAGUCCAGUUUGUCGUCUGGGACCCGGUGAGGCAGGAGAAACUGUUAGCGGUGCCUUGUGGUGGGGGGCAUCGCUCUUGGAGUCUCUGGCCAUCAAAUAAAGGAGUGUGGCCCGGAUAUGGAGCGCUGGUCUUCAUUAAACAGGGAGCUGUCCUGACUUCACAACCUCCAGGAGAGGAACCGAGUUGGGCAGGGAGGGCAGGGAGGACUGGUGGAUGGGGACUGAGGGAGGGUGUCCAUGGGAAGGGGAUUGGGUGUGUUUGCAGGCUAGGAAGGAUCAGGGGAAUUGGGAAUCAGAUUCAAUCAAAGAGUUCUGGAAACAUGACGGACAGUGAAGAGGAUUCCUGGGAGAUCGUGGUGACAGGAGGAGAGGACACCAGCUUAACCGUCCUGGCGAUUAAUCCCGACUCCGGCAGCAUCAAAGUUCUGUCCGUCAUUACAGACCACAUCUCAAGCGUCCGAACAAUAACAUCAAUAACACAUCCAGAGGGAGGCAGUGGAAACCAGACUCAGUCUCUUCACGCCCUGCUCGUGUCAGCCGGUGGGCGAGCUCAGAUGCAGUGCUACCGGCUGUUGGUCACCUGGGACACGCAGAGACAGAUUCCUUCCUGUCAGGUGAUCCAGGUGGCCAGUCACCGAUUGGACGACCAGUGGGAGAGACGGAGGAACCGACACAAAACUGUGAAAAUGGACCCAGAGACGAGGUACAUGUGUGUAGUGGCUGUGGAUGAAACACCAGGCAGUGUUCUUCUGGCGGUCGCCUGCAGUGACGGAGCUCUUAGAUUUUUCUCGGUCAGCGAAGUCAAACGUCAGAUUGAUUUGUUAUGGGAAACAUUUUACCAUCAGCGCUGUGUGCUCAGUGUCGCCACCUGCAGCCUGGAGGACAGUCAAGGCAACAGGUAUACUCUGCUGUGCAGCGCAGCAACAGAUGGUAAAAUUGCUGUGUGGAAUUUGACUGAGCCUUCCUUCUUAUCAACUGAUUCUUCAAGCUGCACCCUGACUCCACCAAUCCCUUGUCUCCUCAUUCCCGCCCAUCAGAGCGGCGUCAACUCAUUGGCUGUCUGGAGAGAGAAUGUGGGACAACACGAGGACCGUUGCUUGGUAACUGUUGCUGGCGGAGGGGAUGAUGGGCAGCUGACGGUGUCCACAAUUAGGGUGCAGUACCCAGAAGAAGGGAAGACCGGGGGCAGCAGAGGGUCUUCUCAGAUGUCUGAGCCUCCAGCUCUAAACCAGAUGUCUCUUGAUCUCCACUCCCAGUCCAACACCCUGCUGGCUCACGCUGCCCCUCUGACGGACCUGAAGCUCCUGAGCCCCGGUCUCUUGGUCACCACUUCUUCAGAUCAGAGGGUUUGCCUGUGGAAGUUCAGCAGUGCCGGUAUAAACCACAGGGAGGCGGUGUACUCCCACGUUGCAGAUGCUGCAGGACUUGCUGUGUGGGAGGGAGAGAUGAUGGUGCAGCAGGAGGAAGAUGACAAGAGGAAAACAGGGUUUGAGUCUGAGCUGGAGAUUGCAAAAGUGGGGCAGAAAGGGGGUCCCACGAGUUUAAGGAUGAGGUGUGAGACAGGAGGGAGAUUCAAUGAGGAUAAGGAGACAGCUGAUGAGGCCAAGAGAGGAGAACCUGAUGAAGUUGAGAGUGGGUCAGGUCACCAUGUUGGUUCAACCAGUGAUGAGAAACAAGCAGAGGCGAGGGGAUGGGUGCUGGUCUGUGGACAGGGCCUCCAGCUGUUAAGAGUCAAAAAUGCAGAGAUGGAGACUGCUAGAGGAGGAGCAGGACAGCACAAGGAGGAUCACAGAGUUAAAGUGACUUUGCAAGAGAAGUCAACGUGAGUGGGAUCAAAAGAUGACAGCGCUCCAAAGAACUACUUCAAAAUUAGACGAGGACCUCAGACUUCAGAGGUUCUCGUCUGUAAUAGUUUGACCAAUUCACAAUGAGCCUCUGUUUGAUACCGACACAAGAGCAGACUCUGAAAGUCUUUUUAUUUUAUAAAAUGCCUUGAUUGCUCUUGAACCAUUAUUUGAUAGACAAUCAUGAGUGGCCCGACAUGACCAAGGUCAGAUAGAAAUCUUGGUCUGCUUUAACUCAACAAAUGAAUAUAUUAAAUUUUACUUUUGUAAUUUAAAGAAAAGAUUUUUAAUAAAGUUUUUUAUUCUCUAUG